This is a messenger RNA of Westerdykella ornata, 1167 nucleotides long. Its product is annotated as DUF396-domain-containing protein. Gene Ontology annotation, molecular function: COPII receptor activity. The coding region runs from base 78 to 833 and encodes 251 amino acids. Gene Ontology annotation, cellular component: COPII-coated ER to Golgi transport vesicle; Golgi membrane; endoplasmic reticulum membrane. The record is from RefSeq and is a predicted model, not a curated record. The transcript has 3 exons. Gene Ontology annotation, biological process: endoplasmic reticulum to Golgi vesicle-mediated transport. Lineage: Eukaryota; Fungi; Ascomycota; Dothideomycetes; Pleosporales; Sporormiaceae.
CAACAACCCCAGCUCCAGUGAGAGGAUCCGCAACUCACGUCUUGCUUCGUUCCCGGUGAAGCUUCAACGCAGCUACCAUGUGGAUUCUACCGCUGCUGGGAUAUGUGGGGAUUCUUCUGGGAUUUUCAUUUUUGACGCUAGCCAUAGCGUCGGGUUUAUACUACCUUUCCGAGCUCGUCGAAGAACAUACUGUGUUUGCGAAAAAGCUUCUUACGAACCUCAUCUAUGGCAUCAUUGGCCUGCAGCUCCUCCUCAUGCUCGUCGACAGCUUCCCAUAUGGCCUGAGUCUAUUGAGCAUUGUGUCGCAUAUCAUCUACGCACAGAAUCUAAGGCGGUUUCCAAUUGUGAAGUUGACGAGUCCUACGUUCCUCAUUUCUUGCGCACUCGUAAUCGUAAAUCACUACCUCUGGUUCCGCCACUUCUCGACCCCGCCUGCGCACUCCUCCCGCUCCUCCUACCCCUACUCACGCGACCCGUCGAUUCCCACGUUCACAGAAAUCGCAUCCUACUUCGGCCUCUGCGUCUGGCUCGUUCCGUUCGCCCUCUUCGUCUCCCUCUCCGCAGGGGAGAAUGUGUUGCCGAGCAUGGGCAGCGAAUAUGCCACUGGGGAGGGCAGCAGUUUUAUCAGUGCUGGGAAGGAGCCGGGUGCGGAAAACAGUGGGUUCGGGAGUGGGAUGGGCGUCGGCGUAGGUGUGGAAGGGAGGAGAAGGCAGCGGAGCGGGACGAAUGCAGGGAUGGCCAAAGCGAUGGUGAAUGGGGUGCGGGAGUGGGUUGGGGAGACGGGAGAGGUCAUGGGGUUAUGGAAGGGAGAUAAGACGAGGCACACGUUUUGAUGAGUUCUUUUCGGCAUGUUGUAACAUUGCAAUGGGGUUAGGUUUUUUAUGAACCCUACUAUAUAUUUGCUGCAUGUGCUGCUGGCUUGGCGCUGAGUGAACCUCUGGUUAGGAUCCUUCAUAGACCCUCACCAAUUGAAACAGGAACUUCACGGAAUAUAGGGUCCUUGUAUCGAUAGUUGAUUCCUGUCGUUCCUCCCGAUCUCAGCUAGGGAAGUAAAACUGCCUGUUUCUCCAGCCAUUUUAGCACCUAUUCUGUUCUGCUUUACGUUUAUGUAAUGAGGCUGGGACCUGCAUUUGCUGGACAAGGGCGAUUGUUUCAAGUAGCUGAGGG